Callithrix jacchus (white-tufted-ear marmoset) is the source of this 1243-nucleotide messenger RNA. It is a transcript of the gene ESD, whose product is annotated as esterase D. Gene Ontology annotation, biological process: formaldehyde catabolic process. Gene Ontology annotation, molecular function: S-formylglutathione hydrolase activity. Gene Ontology annotation, cellular component: cytosol. The record is from RefSeq and is a predicted model, not a curated record. NCBI's taxonomy places the organism in Eukaryota, Metazoa, Chordata, Mammalia, Primates, Cebidae.
GUUAAAAGCCAGAGUGAGCGGGACCGGAGGGGCGGGGCAUCAUAUUGGUGGGGGAGGGCCGAGAGGGAGGCUCCGGCGGCCAUCUUGAGCCCGUCUUUUACUUCCGGCUGCGUCUGCUGGUAACUCUGCCGCCGGAGCAUCGUGUACCCUUUGGUUCAAGCAAAAAACAGUCAACAAUUGGACAGUUUUCAGGAACUAAUUCUCUGGAAAUUAAUGAGAUUACUCUACUAAUAGGAGAAGAAUGGCAUUGAAGCAGAUUUCCAGCAACAAGUGCUUUGGGGGAUUGCAGAAAGUUUUUGAACAUGACAGUGUUGAACUGAACUGCAAAAUGAAAUUUGCUGUCUACCUACCACCAAAGGCAGAAACUGGAAAGUGCCCUGCGCUGUAUUGGCUCUCAGGUUUAACUUGCACAGAACAAAAUUUCAUAUCAAAAUCUGGUUAUCAUCAAGCUGCUUCAGAACAUGGUCUUGUUGUCAUUGCUCCAGACACCAGCCCUCGUGGCUGCAAUAUUAAAGGAGAAGAUGAGAGCUGGGACUUUGGCACUGGUGCUGGAUUUUAUGUUGAUGCCACCGAAGAUCCUUGGAAAACCAACUACAGAAUGUACUCUUACAUCACGGAGGAGCUUCCCCAACUCAUAAAUGCCAAUUUUCCAGUGGAUCCCCAAAGGACAUCUAUUUUUGGCCACUCCAUGGGAGGCCAUGGAGCUCUGAUCUGUGCUUUGAAAAAUCCUGGAAAAUACAAAUCUGUGUCAGCAUUUGCGCCAAUUUGCAACCCUGUACUCUGUCCCUGGGGCAAAAAAGCCUUUAGUGGAUAUUUGGGAACAGAUCAAAGUAAAUGGAAGGCAUAUGAUGCUACCCAUCUUGUGAAAUCCUAUCCAGGUUCUCAGCUGGACAUACUAAUUGAUCAAGGAAAAGAAGACCAGUUUCUUUUAGACGGACAGUUACUCCCUGAUAACUUCAUAGCUGCCUGUACAGAAAAGAAAAUCCCCGUUGUUUUUCGAUUACAAGAGGGCUAUGAUCAUAGCUACUACUUCAUUGCAACCUUUAUUACUGAUCACAUCAGACAUCAUGCCAAAUACCUGAAUGCGUGAAAACUCCAAAUAAGAGAAUCUCUUCAGGAUUAUAAAAGUUGUAAAAUACAACUGUAUUGCUGAGCAAAAAACAUUUCAAAACAUUGGCUUUUAUAAUGCUAAAAGGGCUUUAUUCUACAGUUGAAUCACAACUGAAUAAAGAUAUAAAACCUA